AUGCGAGUCGCAACACCAACAGAACCGGGCGCUCGCCCGACGUCGCUGCUGGGCGGGAGCGACAGUUUUUUGCAACUCUUCCCUGAAGCGGUUGCAUUGCCUGUUACUCCUAGAAUCCUCCAACAUAGGCGAAGUGGAGGCUUUGGGGGUCUCAGCUUCAGUGUGGCGGCAGUCUCAACCAUCGCUGCAGUUGCAACAGCGUACUUGUUGCUCCGAUGCGCUUUCUAUUUGGCGGACGCGAGAAGGAGCAGAGCAGCACAGAGGCUUCUGGCAGGUGCAAAGAGGAAGAAGAAUAAAGAGCCGGGAGAGCCUUGCAGUGUUCCGGUGGAGGAUUCCGCUCCGGCAGCUCCUGCUGCUUCUGGUGACGGGGAAGAAGCUCUUGUUGAACGGGAUCUGUUGAGGCGGGCUAGGCUCUAUGCCGUUGGACUGAGACGACUUGUAAGUUCUAGCGAAUGUCUGUUGCGGAAGCUGAACGCUGACCUGAGAGCCAAGUGUGUAGCAUUGUUUUCGUCUCUGUCCUUGGUGGAGUUUUCCUCUUUGUUGUCUUUGUUGGAAAGAAGAGAUAGGGCCGGCAUGCACGAGGACGUAUCUGAAAUUACCUCCCGGUUGUGGGCAAUCCGCGAGAGCAUAGGCAGGAGAGUAAUUUCCCUCCCGCGCCAUCGGCAUAUCAAAUGUCUCCACUUGCUACUCCGCACGCUCACAGAGGUCCCACCCGUCACAAUGGCCAUCGCAGAGAAACAGCGGCUGCUGAGAAUCCACCAGCUGCUUCAGCUGCAAGAGAUGGCCUUGGGGCAGCUUAAUGUCGGUCUCGUCUGGCUGCGCACGUCUCUGGAAAGCACUAAGACAAGGGGUAACGCCAAAGCACCUGCUGGAGGUGCAGAAACUGGUGCUGCACUUGCUGCUGCAGAUGCUAGGAUUGCGGAGGCUGUUGAGGCCAUGGGAGUAACCGUGCGCAAACGCAGGGAACAAGUUCUUGUAGACCCGUUGCUCAGCAGUUGGCUGAGGUCGACGCAUGGAAGGAACCUUCACUAUGGCCUUAUCAGCCGCUCACGUCUCCAGGAAAUAACCAUAAGACCCCUUCAAACCCAUCGCGAGCUUUUAGAAGACCUGCAGGCCAGCCCGCUGGGAUCGGGAAACGAGCCCUGGGGGCACAUCCGCGUCGAGGACUCCGACGCGCCGCAGGCAGCCGUAUCUGCCCCCGGGUCACCCUGCCGAGGAGAUCAAGUGCCUCCUCCUGAGGGACCAGCUGGUGCUCCCCUCCCUCAGCGGCGGCUGAAGCAUGGUUCCCAAGGUUCAAGAAAAAAAGUCGGCUCCACGCCAGCCACUGCAGUUUCCUCGUUACCCAGCACAUCCACUUCUGCUGUUGUUGGUGCUAACACUGCAGAGAAAAAUCACGCGGCUUUUCAGGGUUCCAGUCGCCCUACACCAGUGGCCCUCUUGGAUGCGUCUAAUAUCUUUUCACAUGUAUCGCCGCCUGCCUCUGCAAGCGGUCCCCAAGUUGCCUCAUUGCCUGCUGCGCCCCAACAGGCUUCUGUCCCUUCCGCUCGCAACCGUCCUCUGGAAGCCACAUGGGAGCAUCAGGGCCCCGUUUUGGGGGUCCUUUGCUACCCCACGAGCGGCCCCAUACAGCUCCUGGCCCUUCUACUUCCAGUUUCGGGGCCGCAAAAGCCCCGCUGUCGCAGGCCAGAGGGACAUACGGAAGCGCUCUUCAAGGGGCAGCGCAAUUUGCGUCGGCGUCUUCGGGCGCAUCUGCCUCUCAGCGUCUUCCCGCCUCCACCUUAA
This is a messenger RNA of Eimeria acervulina, 1782 nucleotides long. RefSeq lists its product as hypothetical. The transcript is spliced from 2 exons. NCBI's taxonomy places the organism in Eukaryota, Apicomplexa, Conoidasida, Eucoccidiorida, Eimeriidae. Bases 1 to 1782 code for a protein of 593 amino acids. The record is from RefSeq and is a predicted model, not a curated record.